Nestor notabilis (Kea) is the source of this 3949-nucleotide messenger RNA. It is a transcript of the gene COL4A5, whose product is annotated as collagen, type IV, alpha 5. The transcript is spliced from 43 exons. NCBI's taxonomy places the organism in Eukaryota, Metazoa, Chordata, Aves, Psittaciformes, Psittacidae. The record is from RefSeq and is a predicted model, not a curated record. Gene Ontology annotation, cellular component: basement membrane. The annotation marks the transcript as partial.
AUGCAUAUUCUCAAACUGCAGGGUGAAAGGGGAUUCCCAGGCUUGGAAGGACAGCCAGGUUUGCCUGGUUUUCCAGGACCAGAAGGACCACCUGGUCCAAGAGGCGCAAAGGGUGAUGAUGGACUUCCAGGGCCUGUUGGACCCAAAGGAAUCAGAGGACCGCCAGGACUUCCAGGAUUUCCAGGAACACCAGGACUUCCUGGAUUACCAGGACAAGAUGGGCCACCAGGACCUCAGGGUAUUCCAGGAUGCAAUGGAACAAAGGGAGAACGUGGAUUCCCAGGCAGUCCAGGUUUUCCUGGUUUACAAGGGCCUCCUGGACCCCCUGGUCUGCCAGGUAUGAAGGGUGAAGCAGGUGAAAUAAUUACCUCCUUGCUGCCAGGACAGAAGGGCGACCCAGGAUUUCCAGGUCUUCCAGGGAUACCUGGCCCACCCGGUGCCAUGGGAAUACCAGGUCCACUUGGCCCUCCCGGGCCCCCAGGUUUGACGGGACCCCCUGGUCCACCAGGGCUGCCAGGACCAAAGGGUAAUAUGGGUUUGAAUUUCCAAGGACCCAAAGGUGAAAAAGGUGAACAAGGUCUUCAGGGACCUCCAGGGCCACCAGGGCAAAUUGGAGAACAGAAGAGACCAAAUGACAUUGAGUUUCAGAAAGGAGAUCAGGGUAUUCCAGGUGAUCCAGGCCCACCAGGACUUCCUGGGCCACAAGGUCCUCCUGGUCUUCCCGGUGGCGUAAAAGGUGAAAAAGGUGAGCAAGGAGAACCAGGCAAAAGAGGGAAGCCUGGCAAAGAUGGAGAACCUGGUCAGCCUGGUAGGGAUGGUUUACCUGGUGGGCCUGGAAUAAAUGGUGCUCCAGGAAGAGACGGUGAAAAGGGUGAAAAAGGUGAUAUUGGUCCCCCUGGUCCUCCUGGAAUUGUCAUUUCAAGACCAGGCAUUGAUGCAGCAGUGGGACCAAAAGGUAGCAAAGGAUUGCCAGGACUUCCAGGAGCCAAAGGGGAGCGUGGAUUCUCUGGUAGGCCAGGGCCACCUGGCUUGCCAGGUUCUCCAGGGAUCACUACUGUUGGACCUCCUGGCCCACCUGGCUUACCUGGAGAGAGAGGACAGAAGGGAGAUCCAGGUUUACCUGGUGUUUCUAUUCCUGGGCAGCCAGGACCUGAUGGACCACGAGGACCCCCAGGACCACCAGGUCCCCCAGGGCCACCUGCACCAUCUGUUCCUACUGGUGAAGGGAUAUGUGAGCAGGGGCCACCAGGUCCUCCAGGAAUUCCAGGACAACAAGGCUUUACAGGGGAGCGAGGCCAAAAAGGUGAUCAGGGAGACACGUGCUUCAAUUGCAUAGGAACUGGAAUAACUGGGCCUCCUGGGGAGAGAGGGCCACCAGGACCUCCAGGUAGUCCAGGUUCUCCUGGUUUUCCUGGACCAAAAGGUGAAAAGGGGCUUCCUGGAUUAACUGGCCUUGUAGGGCCACCAGGAUUCCCAGGGUCUCCAGGUGCUCCUGGGAGACCUGGUCCUAAAGGAGACCCAGGGGAUGUCUUGACUUCUCCAAGAAUGAAAGGUGACAAAGGAGAACCCGGCUUCCCAGGACCUCCAGGUCUUCCUGGCAUAGAUGGCACUCCUGGGCGAGAUGGACUGCCAGGCCUACCUGGCCCUAAAGGGGAACCUGGCAGUGUUGCGUUCAAAGGAGAAAUGGGUAUUCCAGGUGAUCCAGGAAUACCAGGUCUACCUGGAGACAAAGGAUUUCCUGGACCUCCUGGUUUUGGUCCACAAGGUUUACCUGGUGAAAAGGGCAUCCAAGGUGUAUCAGGCCGUCCAGGGCCUCCUGGAGUUCCUGGUCCAAAAGGUGACCCUGGCCAGACUAUUACAGAACCAGGAGUACCUGGCCCCCCUGGUCCUCCAGGAAGAAAUGGUGACCCAGGGCUUCCAGGAGAUCCUGGUCAGCCAGGUCAGCGUGGCUUAGCGGGCAUCCCAGGUGCAAAAGGAGAGCCAGGUAUUCCUGGCAUUGGCCUUCCAGGUCCACCAGGCCCAAAAGGUUUCCCAGGGACUCCAGGCCCCCCUGGAGCUCCAGGAACUCCAGGUCGCCCUGGCCUAGAUGGACCUCCUGGACCACCUGGUUUCCCAGGACAGAAGGGGGAUCGUGGAUUUGGACUUCCAGGACCACCUGGACCCCCAGGACCACCAGGCACAAAAGGAGUUCAAGGACAUAAAGGUGAUCCUGGCUUCCCAGGAAACCCUGGUCUCCCAGGACGGGCCGGUUUUGAUGGAACUCCAGGGCCCAAAGGUGACCCCGGACCAAGCGGACCACCAGGACUCCCAGGCCCACCAGGCAUCCCUGGCAUUGGUGGUCAAGGCCCACCUGGAUCUCCAGGACCUCCAGGUCCUGUUGGCCCCCCAGGGUUGCAGGGCGUUCCAGGUGAGAAAGGGGAUCCAGGCCCUCCAGGCUUCGACGUUCCUGGUCCUCCAGGUGACCAGGGAGCCCCAGGAUAUCCAGGACCCCCUGGUCUCCCAGGGCCUCAGGGUUCACCCGGACCACCUGGCCGGGAUGGAAUACCUGGAUUUCCAGGUGCCAAAGGGGAGAUGGGUGUCAUGGGAGCCCCUGGUCCUCCAGGGCCUCCAGGAACUCCUGGAAGAAGUGGCCUGCCUGGCUUGAAAGGCAAUAGUGGAUUACCUGGUCCCCCAGGGUCUCCUGGACCAGCAGGACAGAAAGGCAUCAAAGGUGAAGCAGGCCUGCCAGGUCCACCUGGAAAAGUUGAUCCAAAACAGCUAGGAGCAAAAGGAGAAAAAGGCGAGCCAGGUGUUCCAGGUAUUCCUGGUUUAUCAGGACAGAAAGGUUAUCAAGGUCUCCCAGGUGACCCAGGCCCACCAGGACUCAGUGGCCCUCCAGGUGUGCCAGGAUUGCCAGGCAUCAAAGGAGACACGGGGCUUCCUGGGCCACCAGGACCAACAGGACCUCCAGGGUUAAAAGGUGCCAUGGGAGAGAUGGGCCUGCCAGGUCCCCCAGGAAUUAAAGGCAGCCAAGGAAUAGCAGGACGUCCAGGGCAGCCUGGACCUGCAGGAUUUCCUGGAUUGAAAGGGGAGAAAGGUGACCCUGGUCUUUCAGGCAUCGGUAUUCCUGGUCUUCCUGGACCAAAGGGUGAUCUUGGUUUGCCUGGAUACCCAGGUAGUCCAGGCAGUAAAGGUAUAGCUGGAAAUCCUGGUUUGCCUGGAUUUCCAGGCAGCCCAGGUGCAAAAGGAGAACCAGGCCUUCCCGGAUUCCCAGGAACGCCAGGAAUUCCAGGACCAAAAGGUAUUGAGGGGCCUCCAGGUAACCCUGGCCUGCCUGGACCACCUGGGCCAGUAGGUGAUACUGGUCGUCCUGGCCCUCCUGGUCCUUCAGGGGAGAAGGGACAGCCUGGUCGAGAUGGUAUCCCUGGGCCAGCUGGUCAGAAGGGUGAACCAGGUCUACCAGGUUUUGGGCGCCCAGGACCUCCAGGACUCCCAGGACUGUCAGGGCAAAAAGGAGAACUGGGGUUACCUGGCCCACCAGGGCCCCCUGGACUUCCAGGUCUGAAGGGAGAACCAGGUUUCCAGGGAUUCCCUGGUCUACAGGGUCCACCAGGUCCACCAGGAUUACCAGGACCACCUCUGGAAGGUCCUAAAGGUAGCCCCGGCCCGCCAGGCGUUCCAGGACGGCCAGGUCCACCAGGCCCAGAAGGUCCACGAGGGCCACCAGGCACUGGAGGACUUAAAGGAGAAAAAGGGAAUCCAGGUCAACCUGGCCCCCCUGGCCUGACUGGUCAAAAGGGAGAUCAAGGACCACCUGGACGCCAGGGGGAUCCUGGUCGUCCAGGUCUGAAUGGAAUGAAGGGCGACCCUGGGGUUCCAGGCGUUCCAGGAUUCCCAGGUAUGAAGGGUCCCACUGGACCUGCAGGACCCGCUGGCCUCACGGGCAGUCAAGGACUGCCAGGCCCACCAG